CGAAAGAAGAAGGUUGCAAGAGCAACAUGGCAGCCUCCAUUGAGAGUUUACUCGUUGAAAUAGCAAGCCUUGAAGAGCCUAUUGAAGAGCUGCAAACUUUAAAAACUGCGGUUUUAUCAUUACCUGUAAGCGCCCUUAGGGAUACAGUGAGUGGACUCCGGCUUGAAGUGAUUUUCUCUCUUUUGAACACAAAUGACAGAGAGCAAAUUGAGCUAUGCGUGGACAUCCUUGGUCGAAUCCUGCUCGCCCUCAGCCCUGUCCACCUGGCCCAAAACUGCGGAGUGGAACUUCAGGCCGGACUGAAACAUCCUGAUGACACAGUCAAAAUACUGGCAUUGACACAAAUUGGUAGAAUGGUAUUGAACCAUGAGGCAGUAACAGAAAUUCGGAACAACCAAGACAUACUUCGGGAAGUGAUCCACUGCAUCAGAGGAGAGAAGAUGUCAGUGGCCAAAGAGGCAAUACGAGCUCUUGCCAAACUUAGCCACUCCAAAGCUGGGUUAGAUGCUCUAUUCAGGAGCGACUUGCUGAAAGACCUCAAGGAUGUGAUGGCUGCAAGUGAUAUUGUCAGAUACAGAGUAUACGAGCUGAUAGUGGGCAUCUCGUCUGUCUCUCCUGUCUCCCUGGGUUACUGUGCCAACAGCAGCUUUAUUUCCCAGCUACUGGGAGAGCUGACAGGAGACGAUGUACUGGUCAGGGCUACAGCCAUUGAGAUGGUGACCACACUUUCCCACAGUCAGCAUGGGCGCCAGUACCUGGCACAGCAAGGCAUCAUGGAUAAGAUAUCCAACAUGAUCACUGGAGCAGAGUCAGACCCCUUCUCUAGUUUCUACCUGCCUGGGCUGGUGAAAUUCUUUGGGAACCUGGCCAUCAUGGACAGUCCCCAGCAUGUGUGUGAGACCUACCCAGCAUUCCAGAACAAGGUGUUUGAGAUGGCCCUCGACCCAGACCCGGUCAUGACUGGAGUGGCUUUGGACACACUGGGGGUCCUGGGCUCAACCGUGGAGGGGAAACAAGUCCUGCAGAAAACAGGUGAGAAGUUCAAUGCUGUGCUGAAGAGAAUGAGCCAGCUGGCCAGCGGUGGAGCCACCGAGCUGAGAGUGCGCUGUCUGGAGGCCAUCUCACUCCUAAUCACUCUGCAGGCUGAGCAGCAGACCGAGGACCUGCUGGUUCUAACAGAGUCCUGGUUCCAUCUGCUGUCUAACAAGCCUAUGGAGAUGAUCAGGAACAUCAGCACCCAGCCCUUCCCUGAGCUCCACUGUGGUGCUCUACGCAUAUUCACUGCCAUUGCUCCCCAGCCAUGGGGUCAAAGGUUAAUGAUUGGCACGCCAGGGUUCAUGGAGUUCAUUGUUGACCGUUCGACUGGUCCAACCAAGGAAGCGAAGGACGCUAAAUUUGAGCUUGUGGGGGCGCUGGUGAGCUCUUCCACAGCAGCGGAAAUCUUGGGUAGCCAGCACUACUUGCGCCUGCGGUCCUACCUCCGAGAGGGAGCGUACUAUGUGACAGCUGUGGCAACAGUGACCACAGAGGGAGCGGACUGAGAGAGAGAAAUGGGGAAAAUCUCAAAUGACACCCUAUUCCCCAUAUAGUACACUACCGUAGGCCUUACUCAAAAGUAGUGCACUGCAUGGGGAUUAGGUUUAUAACUUGAGACGGCUACCAGACCAGGACCAACAAGACUCAAUUAUUGUUAUUUUAUUCGAUUUAUAGCCUGAAAGAUGCAUUUACUGUUGCUUUUUCUAGGUGGAAUAUUUGCCCGUAUUAAAGAGGAAGCAUAUUGAAAAUGACAA
Coregonus clupeaformis (lake whitefish) is the source of this 1790-nucleotide messenger RNA. RefSeq names its product proteasome 26S subunit, non-ATPase 5 (gene psmd5). Gene Ontology annotation, cellular component: cytosol. The record is from RefSeq and is a predicted model, not a curated record. The transcript is spliced from 10 exons. NCBI's taxonomy places the organism in Eukaryota, Metazoa, Chordata, Actinopteri, Salmoniformes, Salmonidae. The coding region runs from base 27 to 1541 and encodes 504 amino acids. Gene Ontology annotation, biological process: proteasome assembly.